Messenger RNA from Elaeis guineensis (African oil palm), 1399 nucleotides. Its product is annotated as gibberellin 2-beta-dioxygenase 1. Lineage: Eukaryota; Viridiplantae; Streptophyta; Magnoliopsida; Arecales; Arecaceae. The record is from RefSeq and is a predicted model, not a curated record.
UGCUCUGUUUUCCUCUGUUUUCGUUGCUAUUGAGGCAUGGUGGUCUUAACCAAUACAACACUCGAACGAAUCACCCUCCCUGUUGCACCCAAACCCAGCACGUAUUUCUCCGGUAUUCCGGUCAUAAACCUCGCGCAACCGGGCUCGGAAACCCUCCUAGUGAGAGCCUGCGAGGAGCUAGGGUUCUUCAAGGUCACCAACCAUGGGAUUCCCAUGGAACUCAUAGCUAGGCUGGAGGAGGAGGCUGUGAAGUUCUUCUCCCUCGCCCAAGUGGAAAAAGAACGAGCAGGGACAGGUAAUCCAUUAGGUUAUGGAAACAAGACCAUUGGCCAUACUGGAGAUGUGGGCUGGGUGGAGUACCUCCUCUUUGAUGUCACUUCCAAGCCUAUGUCUCACACUGCACUAGCCUUUCUCGAAGAACCUUCAGCAAGCUCCUUAUGCUCUGCUUUGAAUGAGUAUGUCUCAGCUAUGAGGAAGCUGGUCUGUGAGGUUUUAGAGUUGAUGGCUGAAGGGCUAAGGGUUCAGCCAAGAAAUAUUUUGAGCAAGCUGGUCAUGGAUGAGGAGAGUGACUCGAUAUUAAGGUUGAAUCACUACCCUCCAUGCCCCCACCUUCCAGAGCUGGACAGCAGCCUGACUGGAUUUGGAGAGCACACAGACCCACAGAUUAUUUCAAUUUUAAGGUCAAACAACACCUCGGGGCUGCAAAUAUAUCUGAGGGAUGGGAGUUGGGUUACGGUUCCACCUGACCAGGAUUCCUUUUUCAUUAAUGUUGGUGACUCCUUGCAGGUUCUGACCAAUGGGAGAUUCAGGAGUGUGAAGCACAGGGUUUUGGCCCACGGUUUGAAAUCCAGGGUCUCCAUGAUCUACUUCGGAGGGCCACCUUCUGGAGAGAGACUGGCACCCUUGCCACUGUUGAUGGGAGAGGGAGAGGAGAGCCUCUAUAGGGAGUUCACAUGGUGCGAGUACAAGAGCUUCGCCCAUGGAACAAGGCUGACUGAUAACAGGCUGGGGCAGUUCCAGCGGUAGGAGGGUCACCGCUGAUAUCUCUGAUGCAUCGGCUUUCUUUAAAUGGCCCAACAUUGAUGGCCCUGGUCAAAAAGAAGUCUCCCGAAGUUAACCCACGCUUCCCUGCCAAGUGCCAACUAAAGAAGGAAACAAAAAGAUGUUACCUUUCUCUUUGUUUAAUCCUUUCCAUCCUCCCCUUCCUUUCUUCUAUGCUGACAACCCAUUUACUUUUGCAUGGAUUCCAUGGAAUCACAAAAUCUAAUUAAAUGGGGCGUCGAUUUCAGGUUGUACCAAACAAAUGAUGUGUCUGGUUAUCAUGGGACAUCUAAAUACAAACAAGUUAUAUUUUAUUAUGGUUUUAAGAAGAUUAUAAUACACGAUUUCGCUUGGCUAA